GGCAGGCAUGUUCAGACACGUCACUAAGAGGCACCACUUGUGGUCAGGCAAAAGCGUUCCCGUUUCCUCUUUCAUCACCUUGUCCCAACAGAGCCUGCGGGCGCGCUUUGCGUUCCGAGCCCCGCGCAGGGACGGGGAGGAGGACAGCACCUGGAGAGUCCACCGGGAAAGGAGAAGCCAUGCGCGGGAGAGCAUGUAUAUAUCUAAGAAGGCGUUAAGAAGACACUUUGAUCCCCGCGUAUAUCCGCGCGAGACAUACCUCCUAUGUGAGCUGCAGUGGGAGGGGAGUAGAAGGGUUUGGAUACACUGGAUCAGAAAUGUCCCCGAUCACCAUGCGGAAGAGUACUUCCUGGAGGAAGUCUUCGAGCCAAGAAACUACGGUUUCUGUAACAUCACCUUGUACCUGUCCUGGAGCCCCUGUUGCACAUGCUGCAGUAAAAUACGGGAUUUCCUGAAGAGGAAUCCCAAUGUGAAAAUAGACAUACGCGUGGCGCGGCUCAUCUACCCAGACUAUGCAGAAACCCGCAGCAGCCUGAGGGAACUUAACGGGUUGCAGAGAGUAAGCAUUCAAGUCAUGGAAGCUGCAGACUAUAGUUACUGUUGGGAGACCUUUAUACAAAGAGGUGUCUGUUAUGAUUUCUUCCCCACGAACUUUGAAUCAGCGAUACGGAGAUAUCGUUCAAUACUCAAAAAUAUCCUUACGUGUCUCACAAAUGUUUUCUACACAGGUCCUUCCUCCAGAGAGAACAACCAAGGGUGGAAGUUACAGCCAGAAGACUUCCAAAGAAAUUAUUCUCCUAACCAAAUUGGACGGGUGGUAUACCUGCUGUAUGAAGUCAGGUGGAGAAGAGGUUCCAUCUGGAGGAACUGGUGCUCGAACAAUCCUAAGCAGCAUGCCGAAGUCAACUUCUUGGAAAAUCAUUUCCAUCACAGGCCACAAACUCCUUGCUCCAUCACCUGGUUCCUUUCAACUAGUCCCUGUGGAAAGUGCUCCAGGAGGAUUCUGGAGUUCCUUAAGUCACAGCCUAAUGUGACCUUGGAAAUAUAUGCAGCCAAGCUGUUCAGGCACCACGAUAUCCGCAACCGACAAGGUCUCCGCAACCUGAUGAUGAAUGGAGUCACUAUAUAUAUCAUGAAUCUUGAAGAUUACAGUUACUGCUGGAGAAAUUUUGUUGCGUGCCAACCUGGAGAAGACUAUUACUGGCCCCAGAACGUUGCUGUAUACUCCUUUCUGAAUCGCAGAGAACUCUUCCAUAUCUUUCUGGGGCUUCCUUCACUUCCAGCAAACUGAAUGCCAGCGAGCAUCACUGCCAUGCUUUCAAGCUCAGUUUGUGCAUCAAUGCAAGACCAGAAAAGCCAGUCCCCGGCAGUCU
This is a messenger RNA of Hirundo rustica (Barn swallow), 1373 nucleotides long. Its product is annotated as DNA dC->dU-editing enzyme APOBEC-3F-like. Gene Ontology annotation, biological process: cytidine to uridine editing. NCBI's taxonomy places the organism in Eukaryota, Metazoa, Chordata, Aves, Passeriformes, Hirundinidae. Gene Ontology annotation, molecular function: zinc ion binding; cytidine deaminase activity; RNA binding. The record is from RefSeq and is a predicted model, not a curated record. The coding region runs from base 8 to 1291 and encodes 427 amino acids. Gene Ontology annotation, cellular component: cytoplasm; nucleus. The transcript is spliced from 7 exons.